This is a messenger RNA of Coturnix japonica (Japanese quail), 3871 nucleotides long. Lineage: Eukaryota; Metazoa; Chordata; Aves; Galliformes; Phasianidae. The record is from RefSeq and is a predicted model, not a curated record.
CUGGCUUCCAGCCCGGUGGGGAGGGCAGCAGCGUGGCCUCGCUCUUGGAGGCCAGCAAGAGUCAAAGUCAAUAGGAGGAGAAAGAAGCAAGUCAGAUGUGAUGCUGUGUGGGGCUGGCGGGUAACUGCUCCUCUCUAAGGAUUUCUUUCCCUCUCAGCUCGGUGCCUGGCUUUUCUCUGCAGCUGGGAGUUUGCAAAUGCUGUCAUUCAGAUUUGGCAGGCACAGGUUGGGCCUCUGGACAACGCUGGGCUCCCUGCUGCCGCUCGAGCCCUCCCGACGCUUCACUCCAGGUGGUGCAUUGCAUGAAGGCACAGUGAAGGCUCUGUAAAGGAUCCUGAGAUGCCCUCUGUAUUCCUUCAGUGGGAAGUAUUAAAAGGAGCUCAGCAACAGUAAUUCAAAGUGUGGAACAUAGUUUCCAGGAUUUACAGCUGCUUAAUUCCCAUGGGAUUUAUUCCCGGCUACUAAUGGGUGUAUGGGUGACCUGAGUGACAUUGUAACACGAGGCUUUCCACCCAGGCACUUGCAGGCAUUUCUCGCUUCCUAACGGGAUAAAACACCUACAGCGAGCACAGCUGCCAAUCCAGAAGGAGGCAUUGCUCAGAGCUCUCUGCUAACGCUGUGCCUUUCCAAGGAGAAAAUCCUACACCCUGCCUUUGAGCUUCGAGAAUCAGGGAACAAAGCAACUCAAAAUAAUCCCCUGAGGAGAAAAAGACCCUUUUGUCCUCCUGCCUGACCGCUGACACUUGUUCCAGCACAGGCAGAGCAGCUGCAGGGACUGACCAUGAGCGAGCAGAGCCACGUCAACAGCCUGUUCCUCAAUGAGGAUGCAGCCAAGCGGCUCCACGCCGAGGGCCGGGUGCAGCGCCUGCGGCAGGCGGUGCAGAAACGGGCAGCACGGGCCAAGAAGAGGAUGAGCAGCAUCACUGCUGACAGCGCAAAGAGCUUCUUCCGCAGGAACGCCUUCGUCCUCUUCACCAUCGCUGCCGUCUUGCUCGGGAUCAUCCUGGCCUUCUCCCUCCGGCCCUACCAGCUGACCUACCGCCAGAUCAAGUACUUCUCCUUCCCAGGAGAGCUGUUGAUGCGCAUGCUCCAGAUGCUGGUUCUUCCUCUCAUUGUCUCUAGCUUGAUUACAGGAAUGGCCUCUCUGGAUGGCAGAGCCUCAGGGAAGAUGGGUAUGAGGGCUGUGGUCUACUACAUGGUGACCACAAUCAUAGCAGUCUUCAUUGGCAUCCUCAUGGUGGUCAUCAUCCACCCCGGGAAAGGUACAAAAGAAAACAUGCACCGAGAAGGCAGAAUUGAGCAGGUGCAGACCACAGAUGCCUUCAUGGACUUGGUGAGGAACAUGUUCCCACCCAACCUGGUAGAAGCCUGCUUCAAACAGUACAAGACACAGUACAGCACCAGAGUCUUCACCAGAACCGUCCUCCACAGCAGCAAUGUCACAGCAAAUGUGGCAACCACUCAGCUCCCCACAACAGAGAACUCCACCGGCAUCCUGGAGAAUGUCACACAUGCCCUGGGGACCAUCUCCGAGGUGCUGACCUUUGAAGAAGUCAUUCCCAUCCCGGGCUCAGCCAAUGGGGUGAACGCGCUGGGGCUGGUAGUGUUCUCCAUGUGCUUCGGCUUGGUGAUCGGCAGCAUGAAGCAGAAGGGACGGGCCCUGCGGGAGUUCUUUAACUGCCUCAACGAAGCCAUCAUGAGGCUGGUGGCCAUUAUCAUCUGGUACGCCCCAGUUGGGAUCAUGUUUCUAAUUGCUGGCAAAAUCCUGGAGAUGGAUGACCUGGCAGUGAUGGGGGGCCAGCUGGGGAUGUACACCCUCACUGUCAUCGUCGGGCUCCUCAUUCAUGCCCUCUGCAUCCUGCCGCUGCUCUACUUCAUCGUCACCCACAGGAACCCCUGGGUAUUCAUUGCAGGGCUUCUGCAGGCCCUCAUCACAGCCCUGGGCACCUCCUCAAGCUCAGCGACUUUGCCCAUCACCUUCAGGUGCCUGGAAGAAAACAAUGGUGUGGACAGACGCAUCACGAGGUUUGUUCUGCCUGUGGGAGCCACCAUUAACAUGGAUGGCACCGCUCUGUAUGAGGCCCUCGCUGCCAUCUUCAUCGCGCAAGUCAACAACUACGAACUGGACUUUGGGCAGAUCAUCACAAUAAGCAUCACGGCCACAGCAGCCAGCAUCGGUGCUGCAGGCAUUCCCCAGGCAGGGCUGGUGACCAUGGUCAUAGUGCUGACAUCGGUGGGGCUGCCAACUGAAGACAUUACGCUGAUCAUCGCUGUGGACUGGUUCCUAGACCGCCUUAGAACAACCACCAACGUCCUGGGGGACUCUCUGGGUGCCGGCAUUGUGGAGCAUCUCUCCCGGCAGGAGCUGGAUGCGCAGGAAUGUGAACUCGAUUAUUUGUCCAACUUCUCACGGAAGCAUUGAAUUCUACUCCUGAAGAGACUUCCUGUAAAUAUAUAUAAAGGGCAAACCAAGGGAUGAAUUGGAAGCAAAGAUGGUUGGAUUGGACUCUAGCUCCAAUGGGAAUUAAUUUGGGGAAGCCCUAUGACAUGGGGUUGUGCAGAGAGUCAAACUAAUUGAUCACGAGUGUCCCUUCUGGCUUUAUAAUAUAUGCACGUGCUUUCUGGUUUAGAGUUACUGCAGAGGGUCCUUCUGGUUGUUUCCAAAAGCCAUCAGAAAGGAUCCGAAUGGUAACCUAACAAAACUCAGCAGGACUCUAACCUGUUUUCAGUUGCUGUCAGCAGAUACAUAAGCAUAUCACAAGGGGGGCUCUCCAUACUGCGUUGCAUUGGCAUCAUCUCAGUCGCUCCCACCAAGCAGCAUGCUCCAAGCCUUACCAUGUGAUUUCCUGCCUUCAACAAAAGAUUAACAGAGCACAAAUGAGUAGAUGGCUCCUCUUCCACUCCUGCAAGCCAGUUUGCUGUGGGGGGUUUCAGAAUUCAGCUGAUGUGUUUUUGCUCUGGUGUCUGCCCGAGUUGUGUGGACAGUUAUUCUGUUGCUGAUCCGAGGACAGGCAAUGCUGAACCCUCACUCUUGAAGCUGUGUACUUAAUUUUGACACCCAGUGUGAUUUGCAAAACCAUUCCCAUCUCCAAAACAACAGAGGCUGUUUUACAUUACGGUAAUAAGUCUUCUACAGCAAGGUUUAUUUGGAAGGUGUCUGCUAACUGUGAGCUGUAGCUGCUCCCAAUGUGUACACCCCAAGGUCUCGAGUCCUCACACUGUCCAGCUUUGCAAGGAGGCGAGCUUUUAAGAGCUCAGCCAGGAAUACAGAAGUGUUUGUACUCCAUCUAAGCCCAAACUCUGACCUCGUACCAACUCAGCCUUCAGAACUGCGCAACUGAAAAGAUUAAAUCAUUUUAUCAGCUGUCUCUUUAAGUUAUCAGCUAUUUGGGAGCGUAUGCAGUCUUUUCUUUACUGUAGUACUGCUGCUUCUAGUUGCAGAAACACAGCAAGUUUCUUCUCUUGGCAAAUGAUGUAUUCCUGAUGAUUGGGUGGGCAACGUUUGGGCUGAAACGGGGAGCUGCCUCAAUGCAUGAGGAGCUCCUGGAUCAGGACACAUCCCUUCAAAGGGAAUUUUAGGAGAGAAAAUACAUAAAAUAUGGAUUUUCACACAUCAGGCCGUGGAUCCCGUUCAUUCUGUGGUUUGUGCACGUUGUUUCAGAAGCCAGAUCUGCCCAUGAAAUCUGGAAUCAUAAAAUCUUUUGCUCUCCCCAGGGACGAAGGUGGUAACUGGAAAUCACUGCUGCAGUGUUGUUGCAUUCGGGCAGUCUGACGGUGUUAAUUCCCAAGGCCUUUCUUUCCAUGCUGUGAGUUUCAGUGUCAAUAAAGAUAGUUUGCAUAUUUGAAAAAUAAAGGGAAUCUUUUUCCACGA